Molecule: messenger RNA, 2814 nt
Organism: Photinus pyralis (common eastern firefly)
Lineage: Eukaryota; Metazoa; Arthropoda; Insecta; Coleoptera; Lampyridae
Exons: 2
Coding region: 334-1986 (550 amino acids)
Source: RefSeq, a predicted model, not a curated record
GCUAUGCAGAUUCGAAAUAGUUUUAGUUACUGCUACGUUCUUGAUUGCGUCGUACUGUUGAAUACGAAACAUCUAAUUGCGAAUCUUUACUCCAGUUCAGAUCCAAGAGUAGUCUUGAUGUGAGCGUUUUUUUGGGCUACUGCCAAAACCUGUUUUGAUAUUGCGGGCACCAUUAAUGUGCCAGUAGUAGCGCCAAUAUAUUAUGUAACGUUUACUGUUUACGUUUGGAUAAGAUUGAUUGUAAGGCUCCCCCAUGUUUGUGUGCUAUAUUUAUGACGUACCUACAGCUUCCUGCUUUUGGACAUAGCGGAAUAGAUCUACAUCAAGUAUAGAAUGAAUUGCUGCUCCGGUGGAAAGGGCCCUGGUGGUGGACGUUUCAUAACUCGAGUACUAGGCCUUUUCCUUUUGUGGGGCCUAGUCAUCUUCGCCAUCAUACAACUGAAGAGUAUACCACUGGAGGUACACGUACCGCAUCUAAACAGCCGCUUACUACUUCAGAAACGUUUGGAUCCACUGACCCGACAUGCGGACUCGACUACCGAAGCGAUCGACGAAGAGCCUUUCAUUGACAAAAGUCCGAGUUUAUCCGAAGAUAUGCUUGUUGACGACAUACAAAAGCGAAUGCCUAACUUUCCCAUCGCCUACUGGAACAAGAACAAGAAUAAACCCAUGGGCUUUAACAACACGUGCGCGCGUUUCCCUAGCAUGUUUGAUUUGGAGUUUAACAAUAUAUACUGGCAGACGCUGAGGACUACAAACGGAACCUUUCAGUUAUUCGGCGCGUACCUCGACUCCAGACCCAAUAAUCGUCUGGGACCCACCGUACGAAUCUUAGGCAUGAUAGAUCGAAUAGAGCCUACCGUGCCGACGUACUGCCAGUUUUGGUUCGACGGCAAAAAGGAACCGGUAAUUGCGAAAAACUUUGAAUACAAGUACAUCUGGUACAAAAAAUGGGGCAACUACAAACAGGGAAUAUACCAACCCUACCUCAUAGCCUGUGUAAUUCCCGCCGAGUAUAGGAAUGCAGUACCUGAAUCGAUUUCGCUUGUCGAAAAGGCCUGUGAUAAUUCUACCAAUAAUCUGAGGGUUAUUUACAAUAAACCGAAGGAGAAGAAAGAUUUCGCAGUAUGCGUUAAGGGGUUAGACUUUCUACACGAAGACCUGUCUGUUAGGCUCGUCGAGUGGAUUGAGCUGCUCAAUCUGCUAGGUGCAGAUAAGAUCUUCUUCUACGAGCUGCAGGUGCAUCCGAAUAUAAGUAAGGUGCUCAAAUACUACGAGAAGGAGGGGAAGGUAAAGGUUACACCGAUAAACCUCGCGGGUGGGCAGCCCAACGGCCCUUCAUUUCAACAUCUUUACUUGACAAAGAAAACCAAUCAUAAAAGACAGAAUGAGGUGAUCCCAUACAACGAUUGCUUCUAUAAACAUAUGUACGAAUACAAAUACAUAGCGCUGCUUGACAUUGACGAGGUGAUCAUGCCUGUAGAUGGAACUUCGUGGAAGGAGCUGAUGGCACGUGUGCUACCCAAGGCCUUAAAGAUAAACAAAGAGGAGAGGGCUUCCUAUAACGUUCGCAACGUAUAUUUCUUAGACGAUUUGCUGCAUAACCACGGCUGGUUUAAAGAAAUUCCUCGAUAUAUGCACAUGCUGCAACACGUCUACCGCGCGAAGAAUUUCACGAAACCAGGCCAGUACGUUAAGUGCUUCCAUAAUACAGAAAAAGUUCUCAUUUUACACAACCAUUACCCUCUCGCCUGCCUGGGAAGCGGUUGUACUUCCUACCCGAUUGACACGACUGACGCCCAACUUCACCACUAUCGCGCCGAUUGUGUCAAAACUUUGAAGAAGAGCUGCGAGGAUUUUAAGAAGAACAGCGUAAUGGACGUAACGAUAUGGAAGUUUAAACAACCGUUAGUUGCGAGAGUAUCGACCGCCCUUAGGACUUUAGGCUAUUUCACCGUGGGCAGAAAAUUCGAAGAUCGCAGAUGAUAAAUCAACUGCACUUUAUUGGUGCUUGGGUGCUUGAAAAUGACUGAUGUGUGCUAAUAGUUUCGCGAAUGAAAUGGAUGUUCCUUAAAAUGAAACUCUUCUUAAAUAACCGUUCCUGUAUUAUAUUAUUUUUAAGGUAUUUAUUUUUAUCUGUUUAUUGUGAUAUCGAUUAGUGGUUUACAAUCCCGAUGGAGCUUUGAAUUUAAUUUGCUCAAUUAUUUUACGAUGAUAGGUGUGAAAGGCGCUUGGGCGAGACGGGUCCAGUCACUUUUGCCAUCUGUUACGAAUGUAACUAGUUUAUUUCUCAAAUUUUAGCCAUUAUACAAUUAAGAAGUGCCUUUUUAGUUUUAGGUACAUGUAUUAUAUUGUGAUUAUAUUUGUUUUACUUUUACGACUACAACAGUGGUCAAAGUUAUUUGUUGUGAUAAUUAGGGUGUGCUAUAGGGGAAUAAGUAAAUAUUGCUGGUAUUAUUGCAGACAUUGUGAGCAAUGUACAUUGUACAGAUGGUACGCAAGGCUACAAUUGUCACAUAAUAAGAGAUACGUUAUGUUAGGUACAGAAUGACAUUACCUUUAUGGAGUUAAAGAUAUCUGGAAGGUGUUAAAAUGUCGCAUACUUACACCGUGCGGGAUGCAGUGCAAACCAAUGUUGCUACAGGGCUGCAACCUGCAACAAUGCCACAAAACAGUAAAAAGAACGGGCAGUGGGUCGAAUAGAAAUAGCUUCCUCUUGUAAGUCUGCCCUAAGCACUAAACUGUAUCACUAUAAAACGUUAGGUUUUAAAUUAUGUAGUAUAUGUACAUAUAGGUAUUAAAUACUUAACCUUU